Prunus armeniaca (apricot) is the source of this 711-nucleotide messenger RNA. The record is from the annotation of a GenBank genome assembly. Lineage: Eukaryota; Viridiplantae; Streptophyta; Magnoliopsida; Rosales; Rosaceae.
AUGAGCAGACCUUCAGCACUCAAACGGAAACAGCCAGACUCUAAUUCCCCGUUGGAGUCUUUGACAGAGCACGAGAAAAUCAUAUAUAAUGUGAUCCGAAGCAAGCAAGAUAUGGGAAUUUGGACACGAGACAUGAAGAAGGAAGCGAACCUCCCCGACAAUCUGGUUGGCAAAUCCAUAAAAUCACUCCAAGCGAAGAACCUGAUAAAAGAGGUUGUAAAUGUCCAAAGCAAGGGGAGAAAGCAUUAUAUGGCUUCAGAGUUUGAGCCCUCCAAGGAGUUAACCGGUGGGGAUUGGUAUUCUAAUGGGACCCUCGAUAAAUAUUACAUAACCUGUGUAAAAGACGGGUUUGCAAAGAUCAUAUAUCAGCUCAAGGUUGCUACCUUGGAGGGAAUUUCUGAUGAAGUUAAAAAGAGUGGAAUAUUCAAAACUUCGUUCACAAGACCGCAAAUUGAGGAGAUUCUGAGGGUUUUGGUUUUGGACAAGCGGGUCACGGAGGUGAAGAGCACUGGGAUGGGGGAGUUUGCUUCAUUUCCAGUUGGGAAAGUUUGCUAUAAAUCCACAAGCAAGGGAGGUACUAAACGGGAGCCCAAAGUAGGGGCCAUGGCUUCCAUUCCAUGUGGAGUUUGUCCGCGGAUAAGUCAGUGUACGCCAGAUGGUAUUAUUUCCCCAAGGACGUGUGUCUACUUCACCAAAUGGUUGGAUUUCUGA